Messenger RNA from Paracoccidioides lutzii Pb01, 2463 nucleotides. Its product is annotated as WD repeat-containing protein. Bases 1 to 2463 code for a protein of 820 amino acids. Gene Ontology annotation, molecular function: protein binding. The transcript is spliced from 7 exons. Gene Ontology annotation, biological process: proteasome-mediated ubiquitin-dependent protein catabolic process. Gene Ontology annotation, cellular component: GID complex. The record is from RefSeq and is a predicted model, not a curated record.
AUGCCAAUUUCCACAUUCUCAUUUCGAUCUCUAGCAUCAUAUUUUUUGAUUCCGAAGACGGAGGAGAAGAAACCGAAGAAAGCUGAUGAUGGUGACCGCGAUCACAACACCCUAAAACUCCUGCUUCGGAGCCAGGCUGGAGGGCUAAGCAGCAACUUCGAUCUGGCAGACGAAUCUCCUCCACAUACUCCCGCCCCAGCCGCUCCUGGCCCCUCCAACCCUUCAAUAGUCCUCCAGUCUGCACCUACCCCUCUCAUACCUAUUUCCUCGACAGCAUCUGACGUCCAGAUCAGCCACGACGAGGAUUCCCCCCAAUCUCUCUCAAACAACGUGCCAUCUUCGAGGUUUCAAAGCUUAGGUACUCACACCGGUCAUCGUGAAUCUGGCGAGCUUGGUUCUCACCAACCUAACCACCGCCGCCGUCGUCGGGAACGAACUCCUGAUCAGUCCGAAAGGGCUGGGUCGAGGUCCGGAAAUCUUAGUCCAGGCCAACGCAGACGCAGACGGUCUGUUGAAGAACACGCAAGGGAUAUCAACAGGGACGAUUUUCCUCCUUCGCCCAAGCGCAGGCGCCUGGCGGAUACCAACAUGCGGUCUGACGGCGGAGCUUCGACUUCAAACGCGAACGGCUUCUCUCCCAUAUCAAACGGCUCAACCACCUCUCCCUUACGGAAAUCUGCUGUUUCCAGCUCAACUAACGACAGAUCCCCCCACUCAAGCUCAAAUGGUCAAUCCCACGCAAACGGCUCGGGAAAAUCACCUGCUUCUCUCUCACCUACAUAUUUUGGUCAUGAUCGGCAAGAAGUGACUAGAAUUUUAAUUCAAAGUUUGCACGAUCUGGGAUACGAUGAGGCAGCGUCUGCCUUAAGCCGGGAGUCAGGGUUUCAGCUAGAAACUCCCGCCGUAGCUGCUUUUAGGUCAGCUGUACUAGAUGGGCGAUGGACUGAUGCGGAGGGCAUAUUAUUGGCUUCAUAUUAUUCUGAUGGUGGAGGCGGAGGAACUUCUAAUGUCCGUGGAACAGAGUCUGAUAUUUUGCCUGAACACGACUUUCUUAUCUUAGCGGACGGCGCGGACAAAAACGAGAUGCUCUUCCGCUUAAGACAACAGAAAUUCCUCGAGUUAUUAGUGCAGCGGGAUCUUGGAACGGCUUUGAUGGUGCUUCGACAGGAACUAACGCCGCUAAACCAUGAUAUCGGACAACUGCAUGCACUCUCCAGACUUUUGAUGUGUCCUGCAGAUAGCUUACGUGCGCAAGCGGGCUGGAAUGGCUCAGUAUUGCAGUCACGACAGAAACUGCUGUCAGACCUAUCGAAAUCUAUAUCCCCCGCUGUCAUGAUCCCCGACCACCGGUUAGCAGUUUUGCUUGACCAUGUGAAGGAAAAUCAGAUCAACCAGUGCUUAUAUCAUAAUACUGCAAUACCUCCCUCACUCUAUUCAGACCACCAGUGCGACCGAUCCCAGUUCCCCUUACGAACAUCCCUCGAACUUACUGAACUCACGGAUGAAGUCUGGUACCUCGAAUUCUCCCAUGACGGCACCAAGCUAGCAACAGCGGGUCGCGAGAACCUCGUCAUCAUAUAUGACGUUGCUACCUUUGCUGUCAUCCAUAGGCUUACCGAUCACGGCGGAUCCGUUGCAUAUGCAACAUGGAGUCCUGAUGAUACCAAACUUAUCAGCUGUUCCCACGAUUAUAAGGCCAGGCUAUGGGAUGUUGAAACUGGCCGUUGCAUCCUAACCAUCGAUCACCACCAUGAGCCAGUGACCUCUGCCGCAUGGGCGCCAGACAGUGAGUCAUUCGUGACCGGUUCUCUCGACAGCCAAUCCCAGCUCUGCCUCUGGAGCGUUGUAGGCGAGUCUCUUUACAAGUGGUCAGGCAAUUACCGAGUACGAGACUGUUCAAUUUCUCCCGAUGGCCGUCGACUGGUUGCCAUAUCGACGGAGAAAAGCGUCUACGUAUAUAAUUUCGAGACCCGAGUCGAGGAAUAUAGCAUGACCCUCAAACUGGAUCUCACGUGCGUCAAUAUCAGCCGAGAUUCGAGAUAUAUGUUACUUAGCACGUCUGAAUGCGAAGUGCAAUUGUUGGGUAUUGAGACGGGGGAAGUUGUGCGACAGUAUCUUGGGCAGAAGCAGGGCAAUUUUAUCAUCAGGAGUACGUUUGGUGGCGCUGCUGAGAACUUCGUCGUCAGCGGCAGCGAAGAUUCAAAAAUCCACAUCUGGCACAAGGAGAACUGCACGCUCGUCGCAACACUCCAGGGCCACGGACACGGUUGCGUCAAUGCGGUAUCAUGGAACCCGAAGGAUCCUGGAAUGUUUGCAUCGGCGGGGGACGAUCAUAAAGUUCGAAUAUGGACUAGGGAUCCGCCGACCUGCACCCCUGUCUCAGGGAAAGUACGGAUGCCAUCGAAUGGCGCGGCACGGACAAGCGCUCUAAGAACUACCUUCAACCGAUCCUCAAAUUUCUGA